Microtus ochrogaster (prairie vole) is the source of this 1678-nucleotide messenger RNA. It is a transcript of the gene Ly86, whose product is annotated as lymphocyte antigen 86. Lineage: Eukaryota; Metazoa; Chordata; Mammalia; Rodentia; Cricetidae. Gene Ontology annotation, biological process: positive regulation of lipopolysaccharide-mediated signaling pathway; innate immune response. The record is from RefSeq and is a predicted model, not a curated record.
CAUUGGUCACACACAACCCUUAACCAUGAACAGUGUUGCCGCUGCACUCCUUGUGUGGACUCUGACCUCUCCCAGCAGCAGUGGCCAUGGCAGAGGGGAUGCUUGGCCCACACACCGGGCCUGCAGCAGUGGGGGCUUGGAAGUAUUCUACCAGAGUUGCGAUCCCUUACAGGAUUUUGGCCUUUCCAUUGACCAGUGUGCCAGGCACAUCCAACCAUCCCUCAACAUUAGAUUUGGCAUCAUUCUGAGAGAGGACAUCAGCAAGCUGUUUCUGGACAUAGCUCUUGUCUCGGGAGGCUCCUCUUUUCUGAACUUCUCCUAUCCCAUCUGUGAGGAGGAUCUGCCCAAGUUCUCUUUCUGCGGAAGAAGAAAAGGAGAGCAGAUAUACUAUGCUGGCCCUGUCAACAAUCUUGGAUUCGAUGUUCCACAGGGAGAAUACCGGGCUUUGCUGAAACUGUAUAAUGAAAACCAUGCUAUGGUGGCUUGUGCCAAUGCUACCAUCAUCUGCUCCUGACCACGACCUGCCAGAAAAUACACAGCAAGCUCAGCCUCGGGGAACCCCAAGGUCCCCAGACUCAGCUGCCUAUAAUAAGGGACACUGAUGACCAAGACAGGCUCCGCAAAGAAAUUCUGCAUGGGUCCCUCUCACUCAGGCGCAGACGCUGCCAGACCCCACAGAUGAAAUAAAGCCUCCAGAAUGAUCUGGUUUUGAUCGGAGGGCCCUAAGUAGACUCGGGGCCCCAGCUGUAAUGGCUCUCCUUAUGUCAUUACAGCUCAUGAAACUUACCUCCUUGUCUGUUUUUUAGAAAGACUUUCUCACAGUUGCCUGGGAUUAAAAAAAAGAAGAAGGAGAAAGAAAAAGAAAAAAAUUGACCCGCACCUGUUCAUUGUGGCUUGACAAAUGACUGUUAGUACAGUCUGUGGUUAAUAAGUUAUUUUCUUCAGAUAAAAGUGUUAGCAGCUGGUGUGGCAUAAGUGACCCCCAGAAAGCCAAGAGGAUGAUGCUUAAAAUCAGGGUUCUAAGACAAUGUGUCAUUGCUGCUCCUGGGCCCCAAGACCAUGAUGGGGAGAUGCUGAUGGAACCCCUCCAAGAGCGACAUCACCCCCCUCCCCCCAGUUGUCCACAUACCCUUUCCCUUCAUCUUCUGUGCCUGUCAGCCCUCCACCUCUGUAACAAAGCCCUGCAAUAACUAACUUAACAAAGGGAAAAUGGAUGCUUGGCUCACAGUUUUGGAAGUUUCUGCUGGUGGCUGUGGUCCUUACGCUUUAACCUGUGAUGGAAUGUCACCUUACAACAAGAGCAUGGGAUAGAGUAAAGGGAGACAGGAUCCCACAAUCCCUUUCAAGAUAAUAAUUCCAAUUACCUAAAACCUCCUAGUAGGCCCCUUUUCUUCAAGUUACAUCGGUUGUAAAUAACACCUCCCUAGGAGCCAAGCUGUUAACUCAUCGGCUUUCUGAGACAGUCAAGACUCAAACUUAGCAUCCCCAAAGCCUGGCUUUGCCUGCCCUCAGAGCACUUGGUACUUAUUCUUGAAUUCAUUCAUUCAUUCAUUCACUCAGGUAGUUAUGUAAGGCUGAACACUUUACCUAUGAGGUACUAUGGUCUUAGGAUACACUUAAAAACAAAGACACUGGGCAUGGUGGUGCACGCCUUUAAUCCCAAUACUCAGAAGGCAGA